Cantharellus anzutake is the source of this 633-nucleotide messenger RNA. RefSeq lists its product as uncharacterized. The record is from RefSeq and is a predicted model, not a curated record. The transcript is spliced from 4 exons. Bases 1 to 633 code for a protein of 210 amino acids. Lineage: Eukaryota; Fungi; Basidiomycota; Agaricomycetes; Cantharellales; Hydnaceae.
AUGAACAUUCGCCUUUUCCCUCCUAAGUCAAAUGUUCAAGUCGCCUUGCCUCGUUAUGUUGCACAUGAGCCUUCUCAAUUGUUCGCCCUUCUGUUGGAGUUUGUGCGAAUGAAGGAAUUUUCUGAUGAGUUUGCCCCUGCGUUCGAGGGAGCGGGCUUGGUUGAGGUUAAGGUGAUGACCGGGCGAGGGCAUGCGACAGGGGUAGCGGCUGAGCGAUUGGACCGGAUGAACCUGAGAUUCCGGGAGCAGCUGAAAACUCGUUCUAUGAGGGGGGAAUGUAUGCAAGUUUACCGCUUUUGGAAGUUUGAGAAAGAGAGAGAACGUGUCGAUUGGUAUGGUAACUCCUUGGCCUUCACCUUCACGAAGAUGUGGUCUCGUCGCAAUCGCACAUUAGCGGGAACGUAUCAGUCACGCUUCUGUAGGUCUGCUUUAUAUGACGACGAUUUGUAUCGUGAUCUGGCGCAAUGGGUGCAGGCAUACCGAAUCACGCAUCUUCUCACCCUUGUGAUAACAUGGCUGAAGUAUAUUAAGUCCAGAGGUGGCGGUACCACGGGCGACAGCUACUCAUUCGCAAGUCACAAGGGUGACGAAACAGGGCGAGGAAAAGAUCUUGUCACCAACAUAGAACUAUAG